CCCACAAGCACCUGCUACUGAUGCCUACAAGGCGCGAUCCAUGCCAGCAUUGCCGAAGACAUCACCUGAAAUGUGACGACAGCCGCCCAGCAUGCACCAGAUGUCGAACCUCUGGACGAAGAUGCAUCCGCUCGCGACCCAAGCUGAGAUUCCUCAACAGCACGAGUGCUGAGUACGAGCAUGCCUCGGGAGGACAGAAGCAGCGCAGUCUAACUACAUCAGAUGUAUCGUUCGAUUAUGUCGACGAAACACCCGCCGUGGCAGCUCUAUACCAGCAUGAACCUUCACACCCAUCAAUAUCAGCACCACAGCCCAUCACCAGCCCUACAAAAACACCUCUCAUCCCAUGCACCACACCAUCCCCAAACACAUUCCUCGAGCCCAACCCCUCUCCCACAGUCAUACAUCCACCCCAAGCCCACCUCACUCUAGAAGAAGCCUGCCUUCUCCGCUACUUCUCCGAAACCCUAGGUAAAUGGUUCGACAUCGGCGACCCCUCCCAAAGCUUCACGAAUAUCGUCCCCCAACGCGCGCGGACAAGCCCACCACUCCUCGACGCCGUCCUCUCCACCUCAGCCCGCCACUUCAGCACUCUUCCACAAGACCAACAACUACAAAUCACGCGCCGAUAUGGCCUCCCCCAUGGCCUCACAAUCGAUGAACCCACCACUCUGCACUAUCAUAACCGAUGCAUCGCGCAUCUCCGCUCCGUGAGCACCGAGCCGAAUGCCAUUCUGGAUGAGACUCUCCUUGCCGCGGUGGUGACGUUGAGGUUUUAUGAGGAACUGGAUACGCCCUUCCAUCCCCACCCCACCACUACCGCUAUCCGUGGCUUGCAGGUGUUUCUUGAAGCGCAGGCCCGGCCGACGCUUAGUCUUACGGGUGAUCGUUCUACUUCUUGGGGUUUGCGGCAGAGUGCGUUCUGGGUAGGCGUGCGCCAAGAAUUCCAUAUGGCGUUUACGCAGCAGCGGCCUUUCCGGAUUCCACUGGGUAUAUUGGAUUUGUAUCCUGCUCCGCAGGCUACGUCGGGGGAUCAUGAGUGGGUGAAUGCGUUGUUGAUAUUAGCUGCGCAUGUGAUUCAGUUUUGUUUUGAUGAGGGGGCGGCGAGGAGUGUGAGUGCUUAUAAAGGGCUGGUGGAGAGGAGGGAUGAGUGGGUGAGGAUGUGUCCGGGGUCAUUUAGGGCGGUUUAUUCUGAUGAUGGUGGUGAUGGUGGGAGAUUCCCGAAUAGGUGGUAUUUGGAUGGAUGUCAUAUUGUGGCGGCGCAGAGUUUGGGGUUUAUUCGUAUACUGUUGGCGAUGUAUAAUCCUUUGUUAUUUGGGGUGAGGGUUGGGAGGAGUAUGAUGAUGGUGAUGGAGAAGGAGGUCAAGGAGGCUGUGUGGGAGGUUUGUGGCGUGGCGGUAUCGAAUCGGCAGUCGCCUGCUGGGAUGGUGAUUGCGUCGUUUGCGGUGGUGGUGUGUGCGGAGUGGUUUGAUGAUGAGGGGGAGAGGGAAAGGUUGAGUGGGUUUGUGAAGGAGAUGAGGAGGGAGUGUAAUUAUUGGCCUGGGGUGGAGAUGGAGAGGAGAUUGAAGAGGAUGUGGAGUAGUCGGGGUGGAUAG
Messenger RNA from Aspergillus neoniger CBS 115656, 1595 nucleotides. RefSeq names its product Zn(II)2Cys6 transcription factor. The transcript is spliced from 7 exons. Gene Ontology annotation, biological process: positive regulation of transcription by RNA polymerase II. The record is from RefSeq and is a predicted model, not a curated record. NCBI's taxonomy places the organism in Eukaryota, Fungi, Ascomycota, Eurotiomycetes, Eurotiales, Aspergillaceae. Bases 21 to 1595 code for a protein of 524 amino acids. Gene Ontology annotation, molecular function: DNA-binding transcription factor activity, RNA polymerase II-specific; zinc ion binding; transcription cis-regulatory region binding. Gene Ontology annotation, cellular component: nucleus.